AUGCAUGUCCAAUUCAGCGUCAGGACUGCAGACAAGCGCGACGGCUCCAACUUCUCGAUGACAUACUGCUCUUCCUCCCCCAGCCCACCGCGGUUGAAGUCACUUCUCUCAAAACCACCCCCUAUCACGAAUAGGCCUGUCGCCUCCGAGUCCUCCAAGCCCAAGUUGGCGAAGAUCACCAUCCCCGAGCGAAACCCUGCUCUCCCGCCGCCCUACGCAAAGCGUCCCAUGCCCUUCUCGAGCGGGUGUCCUCGACCUAUAUUCCGGACGCAUAUUGAGCAGAUUCAGCUGUCGCCCAAAACUGACACUGCUCCUCAGACCAGUUUGAACACCUCGUCGAUAGCGACUCUCCCAACGCGACCACUGCCGAAAGAGCCGCAAGGGGAACCGACUCCGGACCUUGGGUUGGGCACCGUCAAGUUUGUGGGGAACGUGAAGGUGUUCCAGGUGGAUGUGCGACCGCUCAAUGUGGUACCCAAGAAGCAACGGAGCGGAAGUGCUGAGCCAUGA
Messenger RNA from Coprinopsis cinerea okayama7#130, 510 nucleotides. RefSeq lists its product as hypothetical. The record is from RefSeq and is a predicted model, not a curated record. Bases 1 to 510 code for a protein of 169 amino acids. NCBI's taxonomy places the organism in Eukaryota, Fungi, Basidiomycota, Agaricomycetes, Agaricales, Psathyrellaceae. The transcript has 2 exons.